AUGCUCAUGGUCGCAGUGACCGAGUUCGACAAGGACCCCAAGGUGACGGCGGAUAUGAUCAAGAUCGCAACACGAGUGGAGUGCACGGGCAAGAGGGGCAGGUCGGCGGGGAAGAAGGCGAUGAUGGUGACGGUCGCAGAGGCCCUGUGGGACAUGCUCUACGCUGACGACGCGGCCAUCGUCUCGCUCACGCCGGAGAGCCUCGAAAAGAUGAUGUCC
Molecule: messenger RNA, 219 nt
Organism: Ectocarpus sp. CCAP 1310/34
Lineage: Eukaryota; Phaeophyceae; Ectocarpales; Ectocarpaceae
Source: the annotation of a GenBank genome assembly